This is a messenger RNA of Lonchura striata (white-rumped munia), 1306 nucleotides long. The record is from RefSeq and is a predicted model, not a curated record. NCBI's taxonomy places the organism in Eukaryota, Metazoa, Chordata, Aves, Passeriformes, Estrildidae.
GCGGCGGUCGCGCGCCCCCCCGCCCGCUUCCUGCCGCGCCCGCCCCGCCCGAGCAGCGGCCGCAGCCCCGGCCGGGCCCAGCGGGGAGAUGAACACCGUGCUGUCCCGGGCCAACUCGCUCUUCGCCUUCUCGCUGAGCGUGAUGGCGGCGCUCACCUUUGGCUGCUUCAUCACCACCGCCUUCAAGGAGCGCAGCGUGCCCGUCCGCAUCGCCGUCUCCCGGGUCACGCUAAAAAAUGUAGAAGAUUUCACUGGACCUAGAGAAAGAAGUGAUCUGGGAUUCGUCACAUUUGAUAUUACGGCAGAUCUGCAGAGUAUAUUUGAUUGGAAUGUUAAACAGUUGUUUCUAUAUUUGUCUGCAGAAUAUUCAACGAAAAACAAUGCCCUAAAUCAGGUGGUCCUCUGGGACAAGAUCAUGUUGAGAGGAGAUAACCCAAGGCUGUCCUUAAAAGACAUGAAGUCAAAGUACUUUUUCUUUGAUGAUGGAAAUGGUCUCAAGGGAAACAGGAAUAUCACCUUGACUCUCUCCUGGAAUGUUGUACCAAAUGCUGGCAUUCUACCUCUUGUAACAGGAUCAGGACAUGUGUCUGUACCUUUCCCAGAUACCUAUGAAACAACAAAAAGUUAUUAAAUUAUAAUACUGAAUCAUAAGCAAAAUAUUUUUAUACUUGUAUAUUGUGGAUACAUUUUAUGGCAGUUUCUUCUUGCAUCCUGUGCAACUUUUCACUGAAUGGAACUUAAUUUCCUCAGGAUAGUAGCAUAGGAAAAGGAAAUGAAAAUUCAGUUGUUGGGGUUUUAUUGGUUUUGUUUUUUUUUUUUUUUAAGUAAAACAUUGAAGCUGAAACUUAAGGGAAAGGUAAAUUUUGCAGAGUAAUGGUUUUGAGGGGGAAACUGAGGAUUUUUUUUCCUGGCCAUUUAAGUAUAGAUCUCCUUUUCUUUUAAAUAAAUAUUUUUAAACCAGAAGAUAGUCUUCCUGUGUUUGGACUUUCUAAGUACUGUGAUAGUUAUUUAUUUUAUGUAGAACUCAUAUAUAUCUUCUGGAGUUGGUUUCUGGAAGUGUGAAGGAAACAGCUGUUCCAUUUUAGGGUAUUUUUUUAAAUCCAUGUGCAGUAUGUUACAGUAGGCUAAGCUUGGUCCUUUCUAGGACUGCCAGCAGCUACUUGGAAAACUGAUAGUUCAUUAUCUGUCAGUCAGCCUCAAAUCUUGAGUGCCACUGAUAUAGCCCACAUUCAGUUCUGUAUUACAAAUCAUUUUAAUAACUGCUUGCAAUGCAGCAAACUGGAAGAAUAAAAAGAAAUCUAAUCAC